Messenger RNA from Alosa sapidissima (American shad), 1153 nucleotides. RefSeq names its product aquaporin 3a (gene aqp3a). The record is from RefSeq and is a predicted model, not a curated record. Gene Ontology annotation, biological process: glycerol transmembrane transport; water transport. Lineage: Eukaryota; Metazoa; Chordata; Actinopteri; Clupeiformes; Clupeidae. Gene Ontology annotation, cellular component: basolateral plasma membrane; plasma membrane. Gene Ontology annotation, molecular function: water channel activity; urea transmembrane transporter activity; glycerol channel activity. The transcript is spliced from 6 exons. Bases 81 to 995 code for a protein of 304 amino acids.
UGCUCUGACAGAAAAGCCUCUCACAGGCCCGACACCCCCUCUCAGUGCAGGAAGACAGGUCUCCAGACACAGCUACAAGGAUGGGAAGACAACAGUACUACCUGGAUAAGCUCUCCCGCACCUUCCAGAUCCGCAACAAGCUCUUGCGUCAGGCCCUGGCCGAAUGUCUCGGGACCCUGAUUCUCGUGAUGUUUGGCUGCGGUUCAGUGGCACAACUGACGCUGAGCAAGGGCACACAUGGCAUGUUCUUCACCGUUAACUUCGCCUUUGGCUUCGCUGCCAUGCUGGGAAUCUUGGUGUCUGGCCAGGUGUCAGGCGGGCACCUCAACCCUGCUGUGACAUUCGCUCUUUGCCUCCUGGGCCGAGAGAAAUGGAGGAAGUUUCCCAUCUACUUCCUGGCCCAGACCAUUGGUUCCUUCUUGGGUGCCGCUGUAAUCUUUGGUCUCUAUUAUGAUGCCAUUUGGGACUUUGCUGGAAAGAUGCCAGAUGAGCUGUUCGUUGAGGGUGAGAAGGCCACGGCUGGGAUAUUUGCUACAUACCCGGGCCCGCACCUUGACAUUGUUAAUGGUUUCUUUGAUCAGACCAUUGGCACUGCGGCUCUGAUCGUGUGCAUUCUAGCCAUCGUGGAUCCCUACAACAACCCCGUCCCUCCAGGCCUGGAGGCCUUCACUGUGGGCUUCGCCGUCCUGGUCAUCGGCCUCUCCAUGGGCUUCAACUCCGGCUACGCUGUCAACCCGGCACGUGACCUGGGACCGCGCCUCUUCACCGCCAUUGCUGGCUGGGGCACGGAGGUGUUCACGGUAGGGAAGUGUUGGUUCCUGGUGCCAAUCUUUGCCCCUUUCCUUGGCUCCAUCGUUGGGGUCAUGGUCUACCAGCUGAUGGUGGGCUUCCAUGAGGAAGGGAAGGUGCGCGACAACAAAGCUGCUAUCGAGGAGACGGUCAAACUGAACGACAUCACCACAGAAAAGGACGGGAAAGACGGCACUGUCGCAUGAGACAGUCAUCAUGCCUCUAUCUCUUUUCAAAGGAAAGUGCAGAACUCUGAAGACACUGUGGGCCAGAUGUACCUACAUUUGCGAACGUAGCGUCAGCGUCAUGGACAAACCGCAGACUGCAAACGCUGUCAGACCCAAGUUUCCGUCAUAUUUAUCAA